AUGGCUGGGUGGACCCGCGCUCCGUUUCGACGAAAGCACAGUGAGGAAAGAGCAGGCAAUGAGAUCUCAGGACAAAACCAAGCGAGUUACCGUCUACCGACAACGAUCGAGCUAGAGGAACGCGUCACAAGCCAGGUCCAAGAGGGACGGGCGGAGGCGCGACCAGGGAGGCCGCGAAAUGCCACUGAAAGCCCCACAACUGGUAUCGAUACAAGCCACAUCAAGCGACUGCAGCAUUGGUGGUCUCACAACGUCCGCUUGAACCUCGAGCAUGGCGCGCCAGGAGGUGACCCCCGUGACUACCUCGCUCUCGAAAGGACGUUUCUGGGCUGGUUCAGGACAUCCGUUGCUCUCGUCUCGCUUGGCGUAGUCAUUACCCAAUUGUUCGUCCUGAAGGACGUCCACCCUAGGAAAGGUAGAACUCUUGGAGCUAUCCUGUCUUGUGGAGGGAUCGUAGUGGUUCUACUGGGGUGCGUCAGGUAUCUCAAGCAGCAAAGACUCCUCACCCAAGGAAAGGCGCUUUCGGGAGGCUGGCAUCAUCAGGUUCUAAUAAUAACCCUAUUAAUUGUUCUGAUCACCCUGUUCGUGGUUGUGGUUGCUGAUAGCUAA
Letharia lupina is the source of this 609-nucleotide messenger RNA. RefSeq lists its product as uncharacterized. The record is from RefSeq and is a predicted model, not a curated record. The transcript has a single exon. The coding region runs from base 1 to 609 and encodes 202 amino acids. Lineage: Eukaryota; Fungi; Ascomycota; Lecanoromycetes; Lecanorales; Parmeliaceae.